Colossoma macropomum (tambaqui) is the source of this 1164-nucleotide messenger RNA. It is a transcript of the gene ran, whose product is annotated as RAN, member RAS oncogene family. Gene Ontology annotation, cellular component: cytoplasm; nucleus. Gene Ontology annotation, biological process: protein import into nucleus; ribosomal subunit export from nucleus. The record is from RefSeq and is a predicted model, not a curated record. The coding region runs from base 148 to 795 and encodes 215 amino acids. NCBI's taxonomy places the organism in Eukaryota, Metazoa, Chordata, Actinopteri, Characiformes, Serrasalmidae. Gene Ontology annotation, molecular function: GTP binding; GTPase activity. The transcript has 7 exons.
GGGUCACGUGCUUGGGGCGGAAGCGUUAAUGCGACCGCGCUGAGAGUCGCGCGCUCGGUGCCAUUUGCUCUUUUCUCACCGUGCGGCAGAGCGAAGCACGAGCGCUGAGAGUCGCGCUGCGGCAGAUAAAUACAUACACAUUCAACAAUGGCAGAGAACGACCCACAGGUUCAGUUUAAGCUGGUUCUGGUAGGAGAUGGUGGCACAGGAAAGACCACCUUUGUGAAGAGACAUUUGACAGGAGAAUUCGAAAAGAAAUAUGUCGCCACUCUCGGAGUCGAAGUACACCCCUUGGUCUUCCACACUAACAGAGGAGCCAUCAAAUACAAUGUAUGGGACACAGCCGGACAGGAGAAGUUUGGAGGUCUCAGAGACGGAUACUACAUCCAAGCUCAGUGUGCGAUCAUCAUGUUUGAUGUCACCUCUCGAGUCACUUACAAGAACGUGCCUAACUGGCAUCGUGACCUGGUGCGUGUGUGUGAGAACAUUCCUAUAGUGCUAUGCGGCAACAAGGUGGACAUCAAGGACAGGAAGGUGAAAGCCAAGAGCAUUGUUUUCCAUCGCAAGAAGAAUCUACAGUACUACGACAUCUCUGCAAAGAGUAAUUAUAACUUUGAGAAGCCCUUCCUGUGGCUUGCACGGAAGCUGAUUGGUGAUCCUAACCUGGAAUUUGUGGAGAUGCCUGCCCUCGCCCCACCCGAAAUUGCCAUGGACCCAUCACUUGCUGCACAGUAUGAGCAUGACCUGAAAGUGGCAUCAGAAACAGCUCUGCCAGAUGAGGAUGAUGACCUUUAACCUGUUACUCUCUGAUCUUUCCGUGUGGUUGCCGGUUUUGCCAGCAACAGUUCGACCCCCCCCAUCCCCUUUUACUGUAAAACCCCAGCGCAGAUUAUUUUUAUUUUUCAACUUUUGUUUCGUUUUUGUGUUUUGAAUUGAAUAAAAAGUGAAGUUGUGUGGUUCUCGGAUUUCAACGUAGACUCGCUAACCCUAACGCCACCAUGCAGGCUCACUCUAGGACACUUAAACACAUGCCUACACAAAGACGUGCAUACACAUUCAAUCACUCAAAGGCGUGAGAGGAGUUUACUGAGUGUCCCAGUGCUUAUUCUAUCUGUAUGGCUCUAAGCACUUAGAGAACAACUUUGAAUAAAAACAUUCUCAAUA